This is a messenger RNA of Sphaerulina musiva SO2202, 2117 nucleotides long. RefSeq names its product UPF0171-domain-containing protein. The transcript has a single exon. The record is from RefSeq and is a predicted model, not a curated record. Gene Ontology annotation, cellular component: GATOR1 complex. Gene Ontology annotation, biological process: TORC1 signaling; cellular response to amino acid starvation; positive regulation of autophagy. Lineage: Eukaryota; Fungi; Ascomycota; Dothideomycetes; Mycosphaerellales; Mycosphaerellaceae. The coding region runs from base 1 to 1914 and encodes 637 amino acids.
AUGCCGGCCAGUGGCCUUGUCGCCAUAUUGCUUAUCACUCGUACUCGUCCGGGACCACGUCUGGUCUUCCAUUGCCCCCAAGAACCAGACUAUGCCCCGCAGCGUCGUGGCUGCACGGUGGGCUCUGACACUGACACUGACACUGACACCGACAGCGACGAGGACGAGCAUGAGGAUGGAGAGCAGCCCUCUGGCGUGUUCGUCCCUGUAGUUGUUCCCGAUGAAGCUAGACAGAACCUCGACGGAGGUGCUGCACGAAAGGGGCAGACGCUGUUCGGUCGUUCUGUCGAGAGUCUCGAGAAAGUGCUGUCUCCUGGCCGUUGGAGCGACGGCAAGAAAUUCGAGAUCAACCUAGACGGCUUGGUCUUUGUUGGUCACCCGGUCUAUGCGCACGAGAACGGCGACUGGUCGUCCGAGAUUGCCAGGUCCGCCAGCAAAGAUGGCACAGAUAUGGUCGGCCUGGAUCUGGACAGCAUUGCUACAACGACUUCGCCGAAACUUUCAGGCAAACGACGUGAGACAUUGGCGGACAGCUUUGGAUCAACGGCCGACCCUGGCUUUGGCACGUCCAUGCAGACGGCCUCGUCGACAGGCUCGGAUCCGAACGCAGAUGGCAGCAUGGCAAUGUUCCACGUGGUAUUUGUGCUUCGUGGAAGUAGCCCGCAAUCACAAGCGCAAGUCCGCGCAGCUUAUCACGAGGUGGUUGAGAGGCUGAACCGAGCCCUACAUUACUGCCAAAAGGUGUCAAACUAUGUGACGGAACAGAAACUGUCGGUGUUAGGAAUGAAGGCGAGGCAAGCUGACGCGAGGUCCUGGUUGGAGUUGGUCAAAAGUAGUGAGCUGGCUCGGGCCCUGAACGAGACUUUUGAUCGUAUCGUCCAAGGCGAGGCAGCAGUUGUCCAACUGGAUGGCAUAGAGUUGUCCUUAUGCAUGCGCGACACCAAGAACCAAGAGACGCGUGCAACGAGAUUGGAUCCUCUGUCUGCUAUCUUGCUUCUUGACAGCAAGGAAGAUCUUCUCCGCGAGUUAUCGCAUCCUGACGCCUCUCCCCUGGCAACAUUCAUUCGGGAAUAUACGCCAACAAAGAAUUUGCAAAAGAAUGCCGCCUAUAUCGGCAUGCCUAUUGACGAUAUUCUUUAUCUUGCAUCACAUCUGAUAACGUGGCGAAAAGCGAAGGUGAUUUCACCUCUACACCAGCGUAACACAUAUGUCGUGGCCCGUACGGCGCCCAUCAACGAUAUUCAGAAACACAUCAGCGAGUACCAUAGGCAGUUCCCGACUCUACCGACCUUGCUUAACAUGCUCAAAGUUUUGAGUGGGAAGCCAAUAAGGUAUGGGCUGUUGAUUCCCAGCAGAGACCAUCGAAAUGCAUACAUGGAGAUCCUGUCAUAUCUCGUUCGCCAUCACUUCGUCGUCCAAUUGAGAACUUUUGGCUGGCUCAGACUGCCGAUAGCUCUUCUUGAUCAGCCAACACUCAGGAGCAGCGAAACAUCAGAGCGACCGCAGCCUGCUCGAGACAAUCUCUUAAUGCCGCGAACGGGACCUGCUGAAUAUGAAGUUGUCGGAUCUCGCUCCGAACGAAUGACUGCAGCACAGCUCAGCAAGCUCACUCGGAGAACUAGCCUCGGGUCUCAGGCCUCAGAGAUUGGAAACAACAGCGAGAAAGACGACGUUCAUGUAUUAAUUACGAAUCCUCAUGAGCCUGACGAACAGCAGAAGAUGCUCAUUCAUGCACUGAGAAGCUCGUUACGAGAUCCAGAUAUGCAAGAACUCUUCCCACGGCUGGUCUUGCACCUAGACGGCCAGAACCCUCUUGAAGCGAUCGCUGCGCGUGAGGGUUGGCGUAGGGCCUGCGUGGAAGAUGCGCUUGCGGAGAUCGAUAAGUAUCUGGUGACGUUUCGCCACGUGGUCUAGGAGAACAGUAUACUGCACAACUGACAUCGCGCAUACUGUACUUUACGCUUCGCGUAUGGGCGCGGUCGUGUGCUCAGUAGAAUCGGCCCGCCCGCAAAUAUGAUGCAGGUCUUACCUACCAGGAGGAGCCCGUUAGCCAUGCUUGUAUUAUACUUUGGCUUCGCAAGCUGGCGUGUGGGUAACAUUGCUUAAUUGCCCGUGCA